Molecule: messenger RNA, 1004 nt
Organism: Abrus precatorius (Indian licorice)
Lineage: Eukaryota; Viridiplantae; Streptophyta; Magnoliopsida; Fabales; Fabaceae
Product: acyl carrier protein 1, chloroplastic-like
Exons: 4
Coding region: 172-591 (139 amino acids)
Biological process (GO): fatty acid biosynthetic process
Molecular function (GO): acyl carrier activity; phosphopantetheine binding
Source: RefSeq, a predicted model, not a curated record
CGAACCAACCAACAAAUAACAAUCCUCAACAAACAAAAGCUGCUUUUACUAUAAAGACCUAUUUGUCUCUGUGUCACUCAUUUCCAACACCCACACACACACACACACACAAACACUUCGUGGUUUCCGUCCUCUGUUCUCUUCUUCCUCCUCCAACUUCAGAUCUCUCCAAUGGCCUCCAUUGCUGGAACCUCCUUCUCCAUCUCCUCACUCAACCAAACACUGGUACCUGGUACCAGGAUCUCUAACCCACGUUCCCUUUCCCUAUCGAUUAAGGGGAAGAAGUUUCCAUCUAUUACGUUGCAGCCUAGAGUACCUCGGUUUCAAAUUACUUGUGCAGCCAAACCAGAAACAGUUCAGAAGGUGUGCGACAUAGUCAGGAAACAAUUGGCAAUACCAACUGAAAACCCCGUCACUGGAGAGUCCAAAUUUUCUGCACUUGGAGCUGAUUCUCUUGACACAGUUGAGAUUGUGAUGGGACUCGAGGAGGCAUUUGGCAUUAGCGUGGAAGAAGAAAGCGCCCAGAGCAUUACCACUGUGCAAGAAGCAGCAGAGAUGAUUGAUCAGCUUCUUGAAAGCAACAGUGCUUAAACAAGGGAAGAGAACAUACAUACGAGUCAUGACAUUUUAGUUGUUUUGGUGAAAGGGGAUUAUAAUUUUAUCUUUGGUAUUUCAGUUUGAUUGCUCUUCAAGUAACUGCUAAAUCAUUUAUGAACUCCCCUAGGACUGCUGUAAUCUAGUUUUAUUUAUAUACAACUCACGACUCUUUCUUUUACUGUUAAAUCAAAUAGUGAAAUUUGUUUUUCUAAUUUUGUGUUUCCUUUGCUGAGACUUCAGUGUUAUUUUCACUCUCCCAAUUCCAAGGGGAUUGUAAUUCAAUUGACACUACUAGCACAAAGCUUUUAAGAUUAAGAGUAGUGUAUGAUGAUGUGGAAGUUUUAGUCUUCUACAAUGUCAUGUGUCUCCUUUUCUCAGUGUGAUAUUCUUGUAUGCUCAAGCAUAUC